Molecule: messenger RNA, 4234 nt
Organism: Neofelis nebulosa (Clouded leopard)
Lineage: Eukaryota; Metazoa; Chordata; Mammalia; Carnivora; Felidae
Gene: PPP4R3B
Product: protein phosphatase 4 regulatory subunit 3B
Exons: 16
Coding region: 212-2674 (820 amino acids)
Biological process (GO): protein dephosphorylation; DNA damage response
Cellular component (GO): nucleoplasm; protein phosphatase 4 complex
Molecular function (GO): protein phosphatase activator activity
Source: RefSeq, a predicted model, not a curated record
AGUGAGAGGUUACCGGGUCUCCGGACGGAGAGGUCUCGGUGACUCUUGUUGCCCCUUCCCGCGACUGAACCUUGGGAGCCAUGGUGAACUCGGGCCUCUCUGGAGCCGCCGCCGCCGCUGCCGCCUCCGCCGCAACCGUCUCUCAAGAGUGAGGGGCGCGGACGACGUGAGCGAGGAGGCAGCGGCUGGAGCGGUGGGGACAGCAGCCACCAUGUCGGAUACGCGGCGGCGAGUGAAGGUCUAUACCCUUAACGAAGACCGUCAAUGGGACGACCGAGGCACCGGGCACGUCUCCUCUACUUACGUAGAGGAGCUCAAGGGGAUGUCGCUGCUGGUUCGGGCUGAGUCCGACGGAUCACUACUCUUGGAAUCAAAGAUAAAUCCAAACACUGCAUAUCAAAAACAACAGGAUACAUUAAUUGUUUGGUCAGAGGCUGAGAACUAUGAUCUGGCUCUAAGUUUUCAGGAAAAAGCUGGCUGCGAUGAGAUUUGGGAAAAAAUCUGUCAGGUUCAAGGUAAGGAUCCAUCAGUGGAAGUCACACAGGACCUCAUUGAUGAAUCAGAAGAAGAACGAUUUGAAGAAAUGCCUGAAACCAGUCAUCUGAUUGACCUGCCCACAUGUGAACUCAAUAAACUUGAAGAGAUUGCUGACUUAGUUACCUCAGUUCUCUCCUCACCUAUCCGUAGGGAAAAGCUGGCUCUGGCCUUGGAAAACGAAGGCUAUAUUAAAAAACUACUGCAGCUGUUCCAAGCUUGUGAGAACCUAGAAAACACUGAAGGCUUACAUCAUUUGUAUGAAAUUAUUAGAGGAAUCUUAUUCCUAAAUAAGGCAACAUUGUUUGAAGUAAUGUUUUCUGAUGAGUGCAUCAUGGAUGUCGUGGGAUGCCUUGAAUAUGACCCUGCUUUGGCUCAGCCAAAAAGGCAUAGAGAAUUCUUGACCAAAACUGCAAAGUUUAAGGAAGUUAUACCAAUAACAGACUCUGAAUUAAGGCAAAAAAUACAUCAGACUUACAGGGUACAGUACAUUCAGGACAUCAUUUUGCCUACACCAUCCGUUUUUGAAGAGAAUUUUCUUUCUACUCUUACAUCUUUUAUUUUCUUCAACAAAGUUGAGAUAGUCAGCAUGUUGCAGGAAGAUGAGAAGUUUCUGUCGGAAGUUUUUGCACAAUUAACGGAUGAGGCUACAGAUGAUGAUAAACGGCGUGAGUUGGUUAAUUUUUUCAAGGAAUUUUGUGCAUUUUCUCAGACAUUACAACCUCAAAACAGGGAUGCAUUUUUCAAAACUUUGGCAAAAUUGGGGAUUCUGCCUGCUCUUGAAAUUGUAAUGGGCAUGGAUGAUUUGCAAGUUAGAUCAGCAGCUACAGAUAUAUUUUCUUAUCUAGUAGAGUUUAGUCCAUCUAUGGUCCGAGAAUUUGUAAUGCAAGAAGCCCAGCAGAGUGAUGAUGAUAUCCUUCUCAUUAAUGUAGUAAUUGAACAAAUGAUCUGUGAUACUGAUCCUGAGCUAGGAGGUGCUGUUCAAUUAAUGGGACUUCUUCGUACUCUAAUUGAUCCAGAGAACAUGCUGGCUACAACUAAUAAAACUGAAAAAAGUGAAUUUCUAAAUUUCUUCUACAACCAUUGUAUGCAUGUUCUCACAGCACCACUUUUGACCAAUACUUCAGAAGACAAGUGUGAAAAGGAUAAUAUAGUUGGAUCUAACAAGAACAGCACGAUUUGCCCUGAUAAUUAUCAAACAGCACAGCUGCUUGCCUUAAUUUUAGAACUACUCACAUUUUGCGUGGAACAUCACACAUACCACAUAAAAAACUAUAUUAUGAACAAGGACUUGCUAAGAAGAGUCUUGGUCUUGAUGAAUUCAAAGCACACUUUCCUGGCCUUGUGUGCUCUUCGUUUUAUGAGGCGGAUAAUUGGCCUUAAAGAUGAAUUUUAUAAUCGUUACAUCACGAAGGGAAAUCUUUUUGAGCCAGUUAUAAAUGCUCUCCUGGAUAACGGAACUCGGUACAAUCUGUUGAAUUCAGCUGUCAUUGAGUUAUUUGAAUUUAUAAGAGUGGAAGAUAUCAAGUCUCUUACUGCACAUAUAGUUGAAAACUUUUAUAAAGCACUUGAAUCAAUUGAAUAUGUUCAGACAUUCAAAGGAUUGAAGACUAAAUAUGAGCAAGAAAAAGACAGACAAAAUCAGAAACUGAACAGUGUACCAUCUAUAUUGCGUAGUAACAGAUUUCGCAGAGAUGCAAAAGCCUUGGAAGAGGAUGAAGAAAUGUGGUUUAAUGAAGAUGAAGAGGAGGAAGGAAAAGCAGUUGUGGCACCAGUAGAAAAAUCUAAGCCAGAAGAUGAUUUUCCAGAUACUUAUGAAAAAUUUAUGGAGACCAAAAAAGCAAAAGAAAGUGAAGACAAAGAAAACCUUCCCAAAAGGACAUCAUCUAGUGGCUUCAAAUUUACUUUCUCCCACUCUGCCAGUGCUGCUAAUGGAACAAACAGUACAAACAGUAAAUCUGUAGUGGCUCAGACACCACCAGCAAGUUCUAAUGGAUCCUCUUCCAAAACUACAAACUUGGCCACAUCAGUAACAGCCACCAAGGGCAGUUUGGUUGGUUUAGUGGAUUAUCCAGAUGAUGAAGAGGAAGAUGAAGAAGAAGAAACAUCUCCCAGGAAAAGACCUCGUCUUGGCUCAUAAAAUACUUACUGGGGACCCUGAAACGUGUGGUCUUACUAAAAUGCUGCAUCUGUUCAAUGAGCUGAAAAUCUGAAUCAGAAAGCUUUCUCACUUGAACUUAUAAAUAUACAAGGAGUAGCAAAAGAUACUCAGUAUAUCAGCUAGGAGAGUUUAGUUCUGUAAAAAGAAAAACAAAAAAAAGGCUUCCCAGGAACUUGAUUGCUUGCUAGUAAUUAAGGGGUUUGCCUUUCAGGCUGUCAAAUAAAGGUUGGUGACCUGAACCUGGGAGAUAGCCUCUCAGUGAGGAAACUCUCAGGUUUGGGAAUGGCUUGGGGAGGGACAAGGUUGAUAAAAUAUUAAAUGCAGGGUUGCUCCGGGGGGGGGGUAUCCGAUCUAGAAACAAUUGCAGAACUUUAGUUACAAACCCAAUAACAUUACUUGUAUAAUGGUGCUGGCCAUGUUGUUCUUUUAAUCAGUUGCCUCUUUUUAAAAAAUUUUUUAUGGAAAACAAAUUCAACUAUCAUAAAAGUGAAGUUAUGCUGUUGGGACCAUUUUUUGAAGUUUUAACAAAUUCAGCCUUAUAGGUAGUUGGAAGGGAAGUACACUCUGUGUUACAGUACAUGUUGAGUUUUCUACACCAUGAAUUUUCAGUAUGUAUUUUGAUGAAAACAAGCUGGAUUCAAAAUGGAGAGUUUUGUCAGUAGAACUUUAAAAUCAGCACUUUUAGAGAUAACUGAUGCCAAGUAUCAGUACAGUAUUUCGAAAUGAUUUUUUCUAGAAACUUGGGAGUGGGUUGAACAGAAUGUUUCCUACUGUCUCCCUCCCAGUCACUCUUUGGUGGAGGAUACUUUGAAGUCACUUUCUGUUUUGUUAAGUUGUCUCUGUCCAGAGCUGCAGGCUAGUUUUAAAGUGUAAUUUAUAAAGACUCCCAUACAAAGAAUAGUGCUGAAUUAAGUGGCAUAUCUAGAGGCCAUUUUGAUCCAAGAAGUUACUUCAGUAUCAAAGUCAGUAUGCAGCACAUGAAGUUUUUCCAUAAACAAGGGUGUAAUAUUAAAGCUGCUUUUUUUUUUUUAAAGAAUAAAAGCACAUUCCAUGUACGUAAAUGAACUUAAAAUAGUAAGUUGAGGCAAACAGUUAAGAAGUUUUAUUUUUAGAACAGCAAGUUAACUGUAAAUAUUUUAAUGUUAGUUUUGCUCAUCUAUGAUCUGAGAUCAUGCUGAAGUGAGAAAAACGUCCCCCAAACUACAAUUUAAUGCAUUGGGAAGAAAAGUGAAAAAUAGUAAUUCCAGCUACAAUCUUCAGAUCACCCUUGUAAUGUGUUAUGGGUCCAUUUUUCCUGGAAUAGCUUAAACUGAAGCAGUUUCCCCUGUUUUGGAGAUUUUGUAGUUAAUUUUAAUUUUGGCUAUUGUUUGGAAAAGAUGGGCUGUCUGUGUAGAUAUGAAGUAUAGUUUUUCCAUAAAACAGAUGUUUAUUUUGUAUUAAAAAAUACCACUGUACUUGUUUUACACCAUUUGUAUACAUGUGGUGAUAUUAAUGCUGACCUGUAAAAUUCAGGAAUUAAAAUGUGACCCUGUAAUUCUA